AUGCACGGGGAUUUUUCUGAAGUACCGGAAAUAAAAGUGUGUGAAAUAUGCGAAGGAAAUAAUGAAAAAAAAGAAAUUCCAGAAGAUGAGUCGGGCCACUUAAUAAUAACAAAGAGGACGGUCAUGCACUGUGCCAAAAUUAUUUAUAAUGUAUUUCUAUUCUCAUUGGCAACUCGCAAGGCAUUUGCAUUAUCGCUUUUCACGGUGGGGUUUGUAAUAUGCAUGAUAUGCAACCAUGCAACAAUGACAACUAUUAACUACCAGGCGGAUACUAUUGACAGUCUGGCCAGGAAUGAGCCAAAUGUUAUGAAAACUGUUAUUCAAAUGGUGGCGUGGGUUACAGUGGCAUCAGUCAUGAGAGAGUUGUACUCCCUCUGCUUUACACUGUUUAUUAACCAUACACUGCAUAAUAUUUCAACUGCACUGUUUUAUAACACCAUAUACACGAUAUCACCUAUUUCAUCCGUUCGCAUUAACAGAAUAAUUGACAGAGGCAACAGAGGAAUACAAAAUAUGCUAAUUAAUAUACUGGUUAAAAUACUUUAUGGGGUGACAAGUAUUAUCAUAAUAUAUAAGAAUCUGAUGGAGAUGGAUUUGAGAUAUGUCUGUGUGAUAACAGGGUUUAACGUAAUAUAUCUGGGUGUAAGCUUUGUCCUUCUUAAGAUCAGGAUAAGGAACAAGACAUUAAUGAACAAAUAUGAUGAUCUCUACAGUAAUAGUAUUAUUGAGUGCCUGGCGAAUAAAGAGUCGGUUGUUGUAAAUAAUACGGAGAAACAGGAAAUAUAUACAUUUGAUCUGCACUUAACCCGGUUCUUGCAAAUAUCCUUCUCAGACAGGGUAGUCGUGGCUGCCUUAAAUGUGUUCCAGAAGUUUAUAUACACUCUCCUGCAUAUAACUCUGAUGGUAUACGUGUACAUGUAUGGAGAGAAUAAGUUGAAUGAUGCAGUCAAGCUUAUGUUUUACUUGAAGAGGCUGGACAGAAAUCUUAUGAAUGUCGCAAUUGCAACAAAAACCGUAUUUGUAAGGUAUGUGGACUGUGAGAUAUACAUAGAGUACAUACAUAAACUAUCAAAGCACAUGGAGCCACCUGUUGUACAAGUAAGUAAAUCUCCCCUACCAUCAUUAAAUGAAGCCGGGCAGAGUAAUAGUCAACUAGAGUAUAAAUAUAAUAGUACAAGCCAAAUGGACAGUGAGAACAGUACAUUCCACACUAACAGAACCCACACAGAGGAAAUUCCAGAGUGCCCCUCUGCUCCGGGCACUAAAAAAGCACCAAAAAGAAAAGUGGCAGUUGAAUUUAAGAACGUAAGUUAUUGGCCAGAGAAUUCAUGUAAAGAGCUCAUUAAAGACUUUUCAUGCAGAAUAUUCGAGGGUGAGAAGGUUUGCCUGAUUGGGAAGAGUGGGAGUGGAAAGACAACUUUACUCUCCCUCCUGCUUAAGCAGAAACCGUACACGGGAAUAAUUGAAGUAUGCGGAGUAGACAUCCGAGAAAUGACGAAAGAUAAUAUCACGGAGAAGAUUGGGAUAGUGCCACAAGAAUCAGCACUUUUUAAUAACACGCUUAUAUACAACACAGAAUACGGAAGUGCGCCAAACCAAGCAAACCUUUCAAGUAUCCUUGAGGACACAGCAGUCAAUGAAAUCGUAGAGUCUAAAAAGAAUGGAUAUGAUUAUACGGUGGGAGUAGCAGGAAGAAACCUGUCCGGUGGCGAAAAACAAAGAGUAUGCCUGGCCAGAUGCUUAUUAAGAGACACGGGCAUAAUUAUCCUGGAUGAAGCCACGUCUAAAUUAGACUGCCUAACUGAAAAUAAAAUAAUCUCCUCACUGUGCAGCCAGAACAGAACAGUGAUUAUAAUCUCACACUCUCCUUUAAUAGCAGAAUUAAUGGAAAGAAUAAUCAUCAUAAAUUCAGAGAAUAAUUAGUCGUAUUAAACCAGCAAGUACCAUACAGUCAAUUUACAGCGUAUACAAGUACAUGGAUAGUCAAUUUACAGCGUAUACAAGUACAUGGUUAGUAUACAUACACUGAAUACUCAGAAACCCAAAGAUUAAAUUUAAGAGCACCGCAUGAGGUGCGUGGUACACCUUGAAUUUAGACGUAUCUCCUAAU
Nematocida parisii ERTm1 is the source of this 2110-nucleotide messenger RNA. RefSeq lists its product as uncharacterized. The record is from RefSeq and is a predicted model, not a curated record. Gene Ontology annotation, molecular function: ATP binding; ATPase-coupled transmembrane transporter activity; ATP hydrolysis activity. Gene Ontology annotation, cellular component: membrane. Gene Ontology annotation, biological process: transmembrane transport. Lineage: Eukaryota; Fungi; Microsporidia. The coding region runs from base 1 to 1923 and encodes 640 amino acids. The transcript has a single exon.